CGGAUUUCUCCUGGCAGUGUCAGCACUACCUCUCAUUUGCAACAGACCGGAGCUCCCUACUGCCAACUGCCUGGAAAGCGCAGAAAGAGCGCUGGCUCUGUUGGCGACUUGGGACCCUGGCAACAGCUGGGAGUGGAAUCGGUUGGGAGUCGUGGGGAGCCCUCUCCAGGAACCGCGAGGAGUCCUGUGCGCGCACAGCACAGCCCCUGGUGCGCUGGGGAAGAGAGCGGCUCCGAGCAACAGGUGUGGCGGGAAGCCACCCCCGGAGAGAGGGAAUCGGUCGCAGGGAUCCGGAGCAGGUAAAGCGCGGAGAGGGUUCUCUCCACCUCCUGGGCUGCACCACGGGUCCGCGCAGCGGGCCGAGGCGUCCGGGGAGGGGUUCCCUGAGCUCUCGGGACCGCCGCCUAUGCCCGGGAAGGUCCAGCACUCAGACAGACCCGUCCAAAGACAGCGCCGCUAGGCACAGCCGCCCAGGCGCGUGGCCGCCAGGUUUGCUCAGACUGGGAAACGGGCACUCUGAGCUCGGGGCUGGGUCCCAGGAGGGACCCCCUGGGCACCUCUGUCCCUGGCAGGCAGCCCUCACCAGCGCGCCCGGGCGCCCCCGCAGGUCAUGGAGUUGGUGGCCGGGAACCUCAGCGAGGGGAACGCGAGCGGCCCCCAGCCCCCUGCCCCGGACCCGCCGCCGCCGCUCUUCGGCGUUGGCGUGGACAACUUCAUCACGCUGGUGGUGUUCGGCCUGAUCUUCGCGCUGGGCGUGCUGGGCAACAGCCUGGUGAUCACAGUGAUGGCGCGCAGCAAGCCCGGCAAGCCGCGCAGCACCACCAACCUGUUCAUUCUCAACCUGAGCAUCGCCGACCUGGCCUACCUGCUCUUCUGCAUCCCCUUCCAGGCCACGGUCUACGCGCUGCCCUCUUGGGUGCUGGGCGCCUUCAUCUGCAAGUUCACCCACUACUUCUUCACUGUCUCCAUGCUGGUCAGCAUCUUCACUCUGGUCGCGAUGUCGGUGGACCGGUAUGUGGCCAUUGUGCACUCCAGGCGCUCCUCCUCCCUGAGGGUGUCCCGCAACGCGCUGCUGGGCAUGGGCCUCAUCUGGGCGCUGUCCAUCGCCAUGGCCUCGCCAGUGGCCUACUACCAGCGCCUCUUCCACCGGGAGUCUGACAAUGGCAACCUGACCUUCUGCUGGGAUCAAUGGCCCGACCAGCAUCAUAAGAAGGCUUACGUGGUGUGCACCUUCGUCUUUGGCUACCUACUGCCACUGCUGCUCAUCUGCUUCUGCUAUGCUAAGGUCCUUAAUCAUUUGCAUAAAAACUUGAAGAACAUGUCGAAGAAGUCAGAGGCAUCGAAGAAAAAGACAGCACAGACAGUCCUGGUGGUGGUCGUGGUCUUCGGGAUCUCCUGGCUGCCGCACCACGUCAUCCACCUGUGGGUUGAGUUUGGGGUCUUCCCGCUGACGCCCACCUCCUUCUUCUUCCGCGUCUUGGCGCACUGCCUGGCCUACAGCAACUCCUCCGUGAACCCCAUCAUCUACGCCUUCCUCUCCGAGAACUUUAGGAAGGCCUACAAGCAGGUGUUCAAAUGUCGGGUGCGCAGCGAGUCCUCCCUCAGCGACACCAAAGAAAACAGAAGUCGAUUUGACACCCCACCAUCCACCAACUGCACGCACGUGUGAAGAAAGAUGCGGAGAACUUCCUUGGAGAAGAUGGGACUGUGAGCCUCAUGCUUGCUGGCCGGGCAGAGAAGUGGUGUGUAUGCAUAUGUGAGUAUUUUAAAGAACAACAUAAGUUCUGUGCGUGGAAAUCUUUUUGCACUUUAUUCAAGUAUAGCGGCAGAAAUGUUGUAUCCCGGCGAUGAUACCUCACGUGUUUGUGGAGCUUGACGUUGCAAAUACCGGAUCCGCUUCCGUGCACACAGAGCUAUUGGCGGCCUCGGGACGGCGUGGACGGCAGCAGCUUCCUGUUCCCUGGCUGUCUGUCCCCUCGUUUCCUCUUCUGAUUCCCACGCACCCAUGGGAGUAUUUUAAAAAAUGCGUCUGUUUCUAAGACACAGUGAAAAUGCUUCAGCACAAGGCACUGACCCACGCCAUGCCUUCUUCAGUCCUUCCCAUUGGUGUCACGAAAGCGAAAGGCUCAGCUCCGGAGUCAUAACCGGCCUGCGAACCCCCAGUUUGCUGAGUGAUAAUGCGAGUCACUUCGUUUUAUAGUUAGGAUAUCCUUCCUGUCCGCUGCCGUUUUAGGCCAUGCAUCUCAUUCAGCGUUUAGGUUGUUUACUUCUAUAGCAAAUUUUGAUCCUGAUGAAAACUUAAGUCCUGCAAAGAUCUAAACCUAUGCUUUCCAGAGAACUUGUCACGGACUCCUCUUCCCAAGAAGCAUCCGAGGCGUGCGUGCCUUUCCUGGGCGGCUGCCUUCCUAAGGCCCAAGGCGGUGACCGUGACCGUUCAGAAGCACCUGUUUUCCUCAGAAAGGACAGAAGGCACCCAACACCCUUUUCCUUCCAGCCGCCAGGCUCAGGGAGAAACUGCGUGUGCCUCUGACGUCCGCUGCUUAAAAACCUGGCUUUUCAGUGAACUUCAGAUAAAACUGUUGGUUCCUCCUUAAAUUUGGCUGCCUCGGUGCCCAGGCAGCGGUUACUUUUCAGGGUGUUUUGCUUCCACACAGGGAGACAGGCUCUGGGAUAUUCAAGCACUUGCUGUUUCAUGACUAAGCCCCAGUUUCCGUUCCCCCCCGGUGAAUACAGGGACAAGGCCGGGAAGGCUCUCUGGUCCUGUGCUCCCAGGAGGCACCUUAAAGAGGUCCUCUCUCUCCUAUUCUAACCUUGCAUGUGCUCAGCAAUGUGGGUGGAGGCCGUUUCCGGCACAUUUUAGAUAAAUAUGUUUGCGGUUAACAAAAUUGUACUGCACAGGUUAGGAGUAAAGCACCAUUUUCCUCGUCUACUUCCCAACUCUUUGUGCUUCGGUGGCAACUUGCUUCUACCUGGACCUCCUCACUCCAAUGCUCACCACAGGAAAAUUCCUGUUCGGCCUCAGCUGGGAUGAGUUAGAGCCGAGAGGAGGGCUGACAGCUGACCUGCAUGAGUCACGCGGGCGAAGGCUUCGUGUGACUCAGCUUUACACUGUGAUCUCAGGGAUGAUUCCAUUUGCCUGGCAUCUUGGAUACUUUGAGACAAGGCAGUGAUAAUUCUGAUGGGUUAAUUGAACCCCAAGGCCAGGCUUCUUCUGAGCAGGACAAGGCAAUUUAUCUAAGCAUCCGUUUCCUUCCCUCAAGUUCUGAAACGCUGGUGUUGCGGCAGCUUACGCCCAGAAAGUAAUGUGUUGUUAGCUUCAUCACGGUCUUGCUUGAAGGGAUUUAUUAAAUGCACAUACAUAAACCACAGUCAUGUAAAUUGGGUAAAUACAUCAAUGUCUACUUCCUUUGGAAACAUCUAAAUUUUGUAAAUUUUGCUCUGUGCUGGUUGAGAAUAUCCCCCAGGCUUUACAUUUGUGAGUAGCUUAUAUUUCUCUUGGCCAUUAAAAACGUGUUGGGUGUUAGGUUAUUUGUCAAGUAGAUGUUAGUGACUUUGUUUAAUGACUUGUUUGUUUUAACAACAAGUGAUUUCUGGGGAAUGAGGUGUGGGUGGGGGUGGAAGAGGUCAUAGAGGGAAUAAAUGGUGUUGGAAAAAAUAAAAUAAAAUACAAAUAAAAAGCUACGUAGAGUAAGAGUGGGUGGCCUAGCACGCUGAUGGUUACUUGGAAAGGAAAAAUUUACAGAAUGGUGAUUUUUUUCUGAUUCUAAUUGGUACUGUAUUUUGAUAUUUUCUCCUCUAGAAGUGGAAAAAUUGAGCCCAAGGAACAAAUUGAGAUGCUUGACGCCUCCUUGGUGUGAGCUGUGUCUGCACACAGCCAGCUCGUGUAAGGAGAGCAGGUUGUGCGUCUUAGGCAUUAGGGUGUUGUUUAUGGUGACGGUGCCACAGACCCCAGGUGCUGGGUUCUUCCCUGGCAGGUUCCCCCACCCUCACUGUCUAACUGCAGCUGCCACCUGGGCCCCUGGGCGCCCCUCCUUGGUGGGAGGAGACCUUUGGGGAUACAGCAGACCCGGGCGGCUGCUCUUCUGCUAUGCUGGUGCCUCUCACUGCUGCGACCUGAACACACACACACCGUUGCUCAGCUGCUUUGGUCCUGAGGGUCUGAGGACUUGGGUUCUGUCCCGAGUGCGGCCCUGGUGACAGGGUCAUUGUGGAAGGAGGGUGCUGAGUAAGCUUCUUGCUUUGGUAGACUUUGUGGAAAUACUAACUUUAGCGGCCCGUUCUGCGUCUGUUUGAAGGCUGGCUGAGUUUGCCAUAGUCAGACAAUUGUGUGAAGCGCCAACCCUAUAAGCUAAAGGUUUUGGUGUCCCUUUAGGUUGAGUCACCUCAACCUGCUUGCUGGGAACAGGUUUCCAGGCAUGCCAAGUUAUACUGGAUCACUCUCCAAUUUCAGUAGGAGAGGGGGCUGUCUGACAUCGCUGGGCCAGAGCUUCCUGGUCUGUGAUGAGAGGGGGGAUCUAGGUGGGGCUCCAAGGCACGGAAUAACCGUAAGUCAGAGAACCAGGAUCAGAAUUAUAAACAGGUGUCCUCUCAUGGUUUGCUAUGAUAGAUACCAAAAGUUAGAUGGUGUCUCCAUUCAGAGACAGCAAAGAUGCAGGGAAGCAGAGGUGUGUGUGGGCUACGUCGAUUUUCAGUAGAAGUCUUCCCAUCUUGUUAGAAGAAAAAAAUCAGCGUGAAGCUGUUGUUCGGCACAUUUUAUGAGGGCCGCCCAGCCUUGACAUGAAAAAAAAAAAUACUGUUUAAAACGGAAACCAUGGUACUGUCCUUCUAAAGCAGUGGUUCUCAGCC
Myotis davidii is the source of this 4845-nucleotide messenger RNA. RefSeq names its product galanin receptor 1 (gene GALR1). The coding region runs from base 611 to 1669 and encodes 352 amino acids. The transcript is spliced from 4 exons. Gene Ontology annotation, cellular component: membrane. Gene Ontology annotation, molecular function: galanin receptor activity. NCBI's taxonomy places the organism in Eukaryota, Metazoa, Chordata, Mammalia, Chiroptera, Vespertilionidae. Gene Ontology annotation, biological process: positive regulation of cytosolic calcium ion concentration; G protein-coupled receptor signaling pathway; negative regulation of adenylate cyclase activity. The record is from RefSeq and is a predicted model, not a curated record.